This is a messenger RNA of Nycticebus coucang (slow loris), 889 nucleotides long. RefSeq names its product histone H3.3A-like. Bases 134 to 544 code for a protein of 136 amino acids. The transcript has a single exon. Gene Ontology annotation, molecular function: structural constituent of chromatin; DNA binding; protein heterodimerization activity. Gene Ontology annotation, cellular component: nucleosome. NCBI's taxonomy places the organism in Eukaryota, Metazoa, Chordata, Mammalia, Primates, Lorisidae. The record is from RefSeq and is a predicted model, not a curated record.
AGCGCAGAGCGGUUUGGUCGGUCGUUGGGAAAGCAUCAUUUCUUUGCUCGGCGACUGCGACUCUUCAUUGGGUACCAGAACCGGCGCGGCGCUCUGAGAAGUGGCCUAAAACUUCGGCGUUGGGUAAAAGAAAAUGGCUCGAACCAAGCAGACCGCUCGUAAAUCCACUGGUGGGAAAGCCCCCCGCAAACAGCUGGCCACCAAAGCUGCCAGGAAAAGCGCUCCCUCUACCGGCAGGGUGAAGAAACCUCAUCGCUACAGGCCCGGCACCGUGGCGCUCAGAGAGAUUCGUCGUUAUCAGAAGUCGACUGAGCUGCUCAUUCGGAAGCUGCCUUUCCAGAGGUUGGUGAGGGAGAUCGCCCAGGAUUUCAAAACCGACUUGAGGUUUCAGAGUGCGGCCAUUGGUGCGCUUCAGGAGGCUAGUGAAGCGUACCUGGUGGGUUUGUUUGAAGAUACUAAUCUGUGUGCCAUUCACGCUAAGAGAGUCACCAUCAUGCCCAAAGACAUCCAGUUGGCUCGCCGGAUACGGGGAGAGAGAGCUUAAGUGAAGGCAGUUUUUAUGGUGUUUUGUAGUAAAUUCUGUAAAAUACUUUGGUUUAAUUUGUGACUUUUUUUGUAAGAAAUUGUUUAUAAUAUGUUGCAUUUGUACUUAAGUCAUUCCAUCUUUCACUCAGGAUGAAUGCGAAAAGUGACUGUUCACAGACCUCAGUGAUGUGAGCAUUGUUGCUCAGGAGUGACAAGUUGCUAAUAUGCAGAAGGGAUGGGUGAUAUUUCUUGCUUCUCAUGAUGCAUGUUUCUGUAUGUUAAUGACUUGUUGGGUAGCUAUUAAGGUACUAGAAUUGAUAAAUGUGUACAGGGUCCUUUUGCAAUAAAACUGGUUAUGACUUGA